UCUGAAGUCUCCUGGACCACCUUUUCCUUAUCCUCUUUUUGGGCUAUAUUCAUAUCAAUUUUGCUGACCUUAUAAUUUGGCCCUUACAUUCUUAACUGUUUCUUUGGUUUUGUCUCCUCCAGACUUAAAACUAUGCAGUUACCAAGAUGACAAUGCCAGGUGCCUACUGAACACCUUUAGAUAGACACUCUGUAAACUCUGACUGCUGAUCACAACUACGACCCUCUUCAGCUGGAUGUAGCCAGAACUGUCUUUGCCAUUUGCCUCCACACAACAUUUAGGAGUUCUUCUUCAGAGGGGGGAAUAUUGCAUACAGAGCCGACCUGAAGUUUCAGCAUCAUCAGCCAACUUUCCAAAUCCUAAGUCAUGGAGGGGAAUCAGGAGACGUCUCUCUUCCUGGUGAAGAUUUUGGAGGAGUUGGACAGCAAGCAAAAUACCGUGUCCUACCAGGACUUGUGCAGAUCCCUGUGUGCCCGCUUUGACCUGUCCCAGCUCACUAAACUGAGAAGCGUGCUUUUCUACACGGCUUGUCUCGAUCCCAACUUCCCAGCCACAUUAUUCAAAGACAAGAUGAAAUGCACCGUGAAUAACCAGCAGUCAAAGAAGAUCAUGGUGGCAGCAGAUAUCGUGACGAUAUUCAACCUGAUCCAGAUGAACGGGGGCGCUGCCAAGGAGAAGCUGCCCACAGGCCGCCCCAAGGUGCACAAGAAGGGAGCCUCCUUUGAAUCGUGCAGGUCAGACACAGAGGUUUGUAGUGUGGAUGAGUGUGAGCCCUUGACCUGUGAAUUGAACGAGCAGCCCUUCAGCCAUGGCUACCCUACCCGGCAGUCUGCCAAGUGCCGGAAAAGGGACUGCAAGGACUGUCCACAGUUCGUCCCUGCCUCUGAGCCCAACUUUCUGCUGGGUGUCAGCAAGGAGGGGAAGAGCCGGGCCACCUCCCUCGACAGGCUGCAGGCCCUGGCCCCGUACUCAGUGGCCAGCCCUCAGCCCUGCGAGAUGCAGAGGACGUACUUCCCCAUGAACCUGGAGAGUGAGUCCAUGUCGGACCAGGAGCCCCUGCCCAUCAGCCAGGGCCUCAAGGAGACCUUCAUGCCCCCUGAGGAGCCCUUUGUGGUCCAGACCUGUGUGCAGAAAAGGAACAUCUUCAAAGAGGACUUUCACAACCUCAUGCCAGUAUCUCCCAGCUUUGUUGGCCCAGGCAACAAGGCCGAGGGUGAGCAUGGGGAGCCCCAGGGGCGCAAGGAGCCCCAGAAGCCCCCCUUCUUCAAUCACAGCUUUGAGAUGCCCUACCACAGCCAGUACCUGAAUCCCAUGUAUUCUCCUGUGCCAGACAAGCGGCGAGUGAAGCAUGAGAGCUUGGAUGAUCUCCAGGCCUCUACCUACUUCGGACCCACUCCAGUGAUGGGGACCCAGGAUGCCAGGCACUGUCCGGGGAGGCCCAGCAAGCAGACUCCCUGGCCAGUCAAGAGCUGGAGCCUGAACACUGAGGAGGUCCCGGACUUCGAGCGGUCCUUUUUCAACAGAAAUCCCUCCGAGGAGAAGCUACACUACCCAAAUCCCAGCAACCAGACCCCUAAUUUCUCAACCCCAGACAGGCGCCCGGCUUACUUGGUGCCGAAGGAUCCACAGCAAAUUCUACCUGUUGGCUACGUGGCCAAGCCAAAUGUGCUCAAAUCCAAGGAGCUCUCCUCUCCUGUUGACCUGGAGAAGCUGGAACCAGCGAAGAAGUUCAAGAACAAGACCAUUGGCUGUGCCAGCCGACAGGUCAGCUCCGACACCAGCAGUGUGGGCACCCAGACAGAGCAGCACACAAUGGAGCCCAAGAAAUGCAAAGAUCUGUGUGCAGCGGCUCAGAGCAAGUAUGGAGACAGACACGCUGGGAAGCACUCGGAUGAUGACUCAGAGGUUGUCAGCGAUGACAUCAGCGACAUCUUCCGAUUUCUCGAUGACAUGAGCGUCAGUGGCUCCACCGGGGUAAUACACUCGUCCUGCUACAACAGCACUGGGUCCCUGUCUCAGCUCCACAAGUCAGACUGUGACAGCUCCCCAGAACACAACCUCACCAGAAUUACCAGCGGGGUCCCCACAAGCAAGGCAGACAAGGGCAGCCGGCCUGAAAAUCUGCACCGCUCAGAGGAGGAGCUGAAGACCAGUGUGUGCAAGCUUGUGCUCAGGAUCGGGGAGAUCGAGAGGAAGCUCGAGUCGUUGUCAGGUGUCCGAGAGGAGAUCUCCCAGGUCCUCGGCAAGCUGAACAAACUAGAUCAGAAGAUGCAGCAGCCAGAGCAGGUGCAUGCACACAUGGAUCUGAACUCUUUGACCAGUGAGGCCCCGUCUGAUGACAGCGCCUCCCCCAGGGUAUUCCAUGCCCACAACAGUACCCACACUCCCAAGCUAGAGCCCAGUGGGGAGUGGUGCUGCUCCGAUGCCAGUGGUAGCAACAGUGAAAGUCUGCGGGUCAAGGCCCUGAAGAAAAGCCUCUUCGCCAGGCCGUCUUCCAGGUCCCUGACUGAGGAGAACAGCGCUACGGAGUCCAAAAUAGCCAGCAUCUCCAAUUCCCCCCGAGACUGGCGCACCAUCACUUAUACCAGCCGUGUGGGCCCCAGUGAGGAGGAGGUAAAGGAUGUGGAUGCCGGAGACACCAAGGACUGGCACCGGAAAUCCAAAGAGGCUGACAGGCAAUAUGAUGUCCCCCCGCAGCACCGCCUGCCCAAGCAACCGAAGGACGGCUUCCUGGUGGAGCAGGUGUUCAGCCCCCACCCCUAUCCUGCGUCCCUCAAGGCCCACAUGAAGAGCAACCCCCUGUACACGGACAUGCGGCUGACAGAGCUGGCUGAGGUACGACGAGGUCAGCCCUCCUGGACAGUGGAGGAAUAUGCACGGAAUGCUGGUGACAAAGGCAAGCUGGCGGCUCUGGACCUGCAGACACAAGAAUCUUUAAAUCCAAACAACUUAGAGUAUUGGAUGGAAGACAUUUAUACUCCAGGCUAUGAUUCACUACUGAAACGGAAAGAAGCUGAAUUCAGACGAGCCAAAGUCUGCAAGAUAGCUGCUCUGAUUGCGGCUGCUACGUGCACUGUCAUCCUCGUCAUUGUCGUGCCCAUCUGCACCAUGAAGUCAUGAGCCCAUGGACUGGUGUUGCGUGCAGCUUACUGUGAUCAGUGUCUUCCUCUGUGUUUUAAAAGCUUGCAGCAAUGUGGCCACAGAUUAUUGAAAUAAAGAUGAAAUCACGGAAGCUUUUCUGUAAAUGCUAAAGGUAGUCUUAAGAGCAUAUAUAGAGAGACAUCUACCUACCUAUUAGCUUUGACUUAAUUAUACUCUUGAUGCACUUUUAGAAGUGCAAUAUCUUUUCCUACCAAAAGAAUGUAAUGGACUAUCAGUAAAUCCAAAUUAAAUAUUCUAAGCAAAAAAAAGGGGAAGAUUAAUUGGAUUCUUCCCAUUUUGAUGAUGUUUUAUGGCAGGGUAUAAAUUAUACAGAGGGUAUUUAAUACAUUAAUACAAGGUAUUAAUACCUUGGAAAAGCUAAGGGAGAUAGGGAGAUGAGAAAAAAGGGAUGAGCUGUUUUCCUUACUGCUCUGAGGCCAUUGCUGGUAAAGAAAUAGGGUGUAUAUCCUUCAAGGAUCAGACUUCUUGGUGACUUUUCUCAAGGGCUGCUGACUUUGUGCUUGCCCUUCUCUCAUCACUGCAGCAGUGUCUGCCUCCUUGUGGAUUUUUCAUGGGAACAGACUGGACCUUCCUCCUUGUGCCCAGGGGAGGAAGGAGUAAGAUUACCAAGCCAAGCAUGGUCCAAACUGUGCUUUUUCUGCAUAGCAGGCCAAGGUAGUCAGGCCCGGAGAACUUCUAGUCGCCAAUCCAUGAUGUGCAGGAGCUGCUUGCUGCUGGUGUAAGGUCAAUAUUCAGAAGUUAUAGUCACCCCCAAGGAUGUCCCCCUCUUGCUUUGGCAUGUGGCCCCAGUCCUCAACUCUCUCUCUCAGUGGAACCAGAUGUUUUACUCUGGAGAGCUUGGAACUUGUCCUUGUGCCUUGAAGAGCAGAGACAAUGGCAAAAUGUCGACAUUAUAAC
Fukomys damarensis (Damara mole-rat) is the source of this 4059-nucleotide messenger RNA. RefSeq names its product membrane integral NOTCH2 associated receptor 1 (gene Minar1). The transcript has 4 exons. Gene Ontology annotation, cellular component: plasma membrane. The record is from RefSeq and is a predicted model, not a curated record. Lineage: Eukaryota; Metazoa; Chordata; Mammalia; Rodentia; Bathyergidae. Gene Ontology annotation, biological process: negative regulation of cell population proliferation; negative regulation of TOR signaling. Bases 367 to 3120 code for a protein of 917 amino acids.